UCAGAUUUAUGCAGAUGAAUUUCUGGCAUUCUAAUUAUAAUAUCGAUGAGGAACAAAUCCUUACCGAUGUGAAGACGAAGUGCAUUUUCUUUGUGUGCUUCUUUUCAUUUUUCUCCGAAGUUUCGCUUCUUUGUUUAAUUCUGAAGCCAGCCAUAAUAAAUAUUGGAAGAAAUGCAUCAGAGAGGGUGCUCAUUUUUCCUAUGUGGUUAGAUGAGCCAUGGAAUGACACGCCGUAUUUUGAAAUUGAGUACGUCGUACAGACUUUCACUUUAUUCCAAUCUGUUAUGAGCUACCUCUGUUUCGAUAAUAUCCUCUGCAUCAUGUGUCUACACGUAUCUGGUCAAUUUCGUAUAUUACAGUACAGAAUGGCCAAUAUCCAUAAAGCGACGAACGCUCAUCAAGAUAUUAAAGAUCCAAAUCAGAAUAUGUUAUAUUUGUCGGAUGUAUGCUUAGCAACGUUAAAAGAUUGCAUUCGACAACAUCAGGCUCUCAUUGAAUUCUGCAAAUUGAUGGAUGAAGUGUUCAGAGUAAUUAUGCUUUUGCAAGUGUUAAUAUUUAGCAUAUUGGUGUGUUUGGUUGGAUAUCAAUUAUUUUUGGUGACUUUGAAUCUUUCAAUGCGCAUUUUGUUUUCAUCUUUGUUAGUGUCGAAUAUGUUGCAAUUAUGGAUGUUCACAUACAGUUGCGCUACUAUCACCCAAGAAAGUGUCGGUGUUACUCUAGCAGUGUAUGCAUCACCAUGGACAGACGUGUCCAUGGAUAAGUUCGGAAAAAUGUUACGAAAAGAUCUGCAGCUUGUCAUCAUGAUGUCGUCACGAGCCUGUCAUGUCACUGCCUUUCGAUUCUUUCCUAUAUCCCUUGAAACAUACACCAAGAUAAUCACCACAUCGAUGUCGUACUUUACGUUAUUGAGACAAAUGUACUCGUUCGUACUCCUCAUCAUGAGACUGAAAUACACCACAGACGUUUCUAUCGGCUUGACAACUUUUUAUCUGAAGAUCACUGGCUUCUGGUUUGCAGUGAAUCGCGUGAGGGAAUGUUUCAGGAGUGUUGCGGUGAUUUAUACCGCCUUCACGGUCCUAUUUUGUCUCGGAAUUCAGAUCAGAGGUCUUUAUUUUUGUUGGGCUGAUUUUACCAUCAGCACUUUUAUCGCAUGCAAUGCCGUGGGCUUAGUCAUGAAUUUUUCCAAGUUGUUUUUAGUGUUCAUUCAAAAGAAAAAGUUUCUUCAAUUGAUCCGAUUUAUGCAAAAGAAUUUCUGGCAUUCGAACUAUGAUUUCUAUGAGAAGCGAAUCGUCGCUAGCGUUAAGAAAAUGUGCACUUACCUCGUCUGUACGUUUUCAUUCUUCUCACAAUUUACGGUUGUCAGUUAUUGUAUCAGGCCAGCUAUAUCAAAUGUUGGAAAGAAUGAAUCAGAUAGGGCGCUUAUUUUUCCUAUGUGGCUCGAUUUACCAUUGUCCAAGACGCCAUAUUUUGAAAUAACGUACAUCAUACAGGCAUUGAGUUUGUACCAAUCUGGAGUAAGUUAUCUCUGUUUCGACAAUAUCUUUUCUAUCAUGUGUCUGCAUGCAGCUGGACAAUUUCGUAUAUUGCAGUACAGAAUGACAAAUAUUCACAAAGUGAAAAGCCUGCAAGAAGAUAAUGUAAAUUCGAAUAAGGAUGUGUUAUAUUUAUCGGACGUAUGUGUAGCCGCAUUUAGGGAAUGCAUUCGACAGCAUCAAAUUCUCAUCGAAUUCUGUAAAAUAGUGGAUGAAGUGUUCAGAGUGAUUAUGCUCUUGCAAGUGUUAACUUUUAGCAUGCUGGUGUGUUUGGCAGGGUAUCAAUUAUUUUUGGUGGAUUUAAAUAUUCCAAUGCGCAUUUCUAUAAUAUUCUUCUUAUCGGCAAAUAUGUGUCAGUUGUGGAUGUUCACUUACAGUUGUGACACCAUGACACGAGAAAGUUUAAGGGUUGCUGUAGCAGCGUACGAAGCACCAUGGAUAUACUUGCCAAUGGACAAGUUUGGGAAAAUUAUACGGAAAGAUUUGCAAAUUGUCAUCAUGAGAUCGAGAAAAGCCUGUCAAGUGACUGCUUGUCAAUUUUUCGCUGUAUCGCUCGAAACAUACACUAGGAUCAUGAGCACAGCGAUGUCGUAUUUCACUUUAUUGAAACAAGGUUCAAUCGAUGCAACAGAUACAUAA
Messenger RNA from Osmia bicornis bicornis, 2171 nucleotides. Its product is annotated as odorant receptor 13a-like. Bases 9 to 2171 code for a protein of 720 amino acids. Gene Ontology annotation, biological process: sensory perception of smell; detection of chemical stimulus involved in sensory perception of smell. The transcript is spliced from 11 exons. Lineage: Eukaryota; Metazoa; Arthropoda; Insecta; Hymenoptera; Megachilidae. Gene Ontology annotation, cellular component: plasma membrane. The record is from RefSeq and is a predicted model, not a curated record. Gene Ontology annotation, molecular function: odorant binding; olfactory receptor activity.